AUGACGGACGGCAAGAGCAACGGAGACACAACUUCGGGCCAAGAGGGCAAGACGUUCCCAGAGCCCACACCUCAGGAGGCACACUUCUUCUUUAACAUUCUGAAACAUCAGAAGAGCAAGCCUGAAAUCGACUGGACCGCUGUGGCUGAGGCCUCUGGUUUCAAGAACGCUGAUGUGGCCAAGGUCCGCUUUGGCCAAGUCAAGAAGAAGCUCGGCUUGGAGUCUGGAGCAGCCACCAAAUCUCCCGUCAGAGGCUCCUCCAAGAAAGCGGGCAAAGCUGCCAACCCGGGCGAUGAUGUCUUAGGUCCCAACAAUUCGGGUGCCAAGGUCGAGAAGAAAACUCCACGAAAGCGCGCCCCUGCUAAGUCUAAGGUCCAGGCCCAAGCCCAGGCUCAGGCUCAGGCGGAGGCGGAGGCGGAGGCGGAGGCGGAGGCUCUGUCUCAAAUUCAGAAUCAGUCCGCCGCUCACAAUGAGUCUGCCAUGGAUAACGUCGGAGAUGACAUGGGCGACAUGUCUGAGAAUAUGUUUUCUACACCGGGUUACCCGAAUACAGAGGACGCUCCCGUCAAACAGGAGCCCGAUCCAAUGCACGGUUUUGCGAUGCUUGACGGCGGUCAUAUCAAACAGGAGCGCAGUUCCAUGCACGGCAUUCAUGGUCUACCGGCAAUCGCUCCCUUUCGACCUGAGGGCUAUCGCUCUUCUCCCCUGAACUACAACAACUAUACCUUCAGGGCCAAUGAGGACCAUGAUGUCUAG
Molecule: messenger RNA, 756 nt
Organism: Phaeoacremonium minimum UCRPA7
Lineage: Eukaryota; Fungi; Ascomycota; Sordariomycetes; Togniniales; Togniniaceae
Exons: 2
Coding region: 1-756 (251 amino acids)
Source: RefSeq, a predicted model, not a curated record